This is a messenger RNA of Osmia bicornis bicornis, 839 nucleotides long. It is a transcript of the gene Ntf-2, whose product is annotated as probable nuclear transport factor 2. The coding region runs from base 213 to 605 and encodes 130 amino acids. Gene Ontology annotation, cellular component: nuclear pore central transport channel. Gene Ontology annotation, biological process: protein import into nucleus. The transcript has 4 exons. The record is from RefSeq and is a predicted model, not a curated record. NCBI's taxonomy places the organism in Eukaryota, Metazoa, Arthropoda, Insecta, Hymenoptera, Megachilidae.
GAAUAGUCCCAACGAUAUCGUCGAUAUAUCGAAAUGGUCGGCAUAAGUAGCUUCCUGCUCGCUUGUGUCUCACACGAGGGAUGUUAAGAGGCAUUAUUUUACUCUUAUUGCAAAAUUUUUUCUAAGAACAAAAGUGUCGAACGCUUAGAUCACUAAAAAAGACUGAUAUCAUUAAUAUCGAAUAGUGGGUGUUAUCAUAAUAAGUUAGCGUAAUGGCAUUAAACCCUCAGUAUGAAGUUAUUGGGAAGGGUUUCGUGCAGCAGUAUUAUGCGCUGUUUGACGACCCUGCUCAAAGACCAAAUUUAAUAAAUAUGUAUAAUACCGAGUCAUCUUUUAUGACGUUUGAAGGUUUACAAAUACAGGGUGCUAUUAAAAUAAUGGAAAAAUUAAGUAGUUUAACGUUUCAAAAAAUUAAUCGGAUAAUAACUGCUAUUGAUUCACAACCAAUGUUUGAUGGUGGAGUACUCAUUAAUGUUUUAGGAAGGUUGCAGGCAGAUGAAGAUCCACCACAUGCCUUCUCACAGAUUUUUGUGCUGAAGCCACUGGGGAAUUCAUUCUUUUGCCAACACGACAUUUUCCGCCUAGGCAUUCAUGAUAGCGCGUGAAGGAAAAUUGUCUGCAAGUUCACCAUGGUUAAUAGCAGACAAAAAUCUGAACCAUGGACUCCCCAGAGAUUGAAAUAAGUGAGCUACUUUUUCCUUAAUAUCCUUUGUCAAUCACAUAUUAUUCCAUUUUUUCUAGAUAUUGCAAUUUUUAUAUAAAAAGAAACAAAUAUCCGCUUAUAUCUUGGCCACAAAAUAAGAAACAGGAGAGCAUUAAAAAUAAACAGUUUAAUAAUU